AUGGCGGAAAUGUUCAACAAUGGAGGCAUUUCCAGGGUAUUUGGAAGACCUCGGCUGCUGGAGGUAGUCGUCUGGGAAGAUGCAGCAGUUCCCCAAACUGCCACGGGGGAGAGUUCCUACCGAAUUGGGACUCUGCGCGACGCUCUUCGGGAAGGCGCUUGGCGGGCAGGGAAAGGAAGCUGGAUCCUCGACGAAAAGGAAAUCUUACCUGAACUCGAUAUCCCGAAUCUGUCCUUGAACAAGGGGAUUGAAGGGAGCAGCCAGGGCUGGUUCUAUGCUGCUGCUGGGUUGGGGCUUGGGUUACAAGUAGGGGUGCUUGUAUACGCUGCAGUAACUGUUUAUAUCUACCCGGUACAUUUCAAGAAAGACGGGAGCUUGGUCGUAAGCUAUGCUUUCCCUCUGUUUUUCUGUGGGUCCAUCUUACUUUCCAUUGGAAUGUUUCUGUGCGCCUUUAUCAUCGAGCGCUCUUCUACUGAAUGCUACAUUCGUCCUGCAGCGCCCAGUAAGAUCUACUGGUUACAGCCCGGAGAAAAAGAUGUCGGUGACCAAGUCUUCGGAGCCUUCCUCGGGGUGAAUGAGGGACCGAAAUCCGAGGCGACUGAGGACCUUAUGUAUAUCAAAUCGGUCAGAAGCCCUGGAACUUUCGGAAAUGGCCCCUUGCUGCUAUUCACUUUGACAUCCACAAUGGUUGGGUUUGUCAUUCAAUUCGUCGGUAUCCGAGGGCUUCGUGAUUCUGGCAGAAAUGGGCGCUACUCUCCUAAUGUCCAUUAUCAGAGCCUGUCUCCGGACUAA
Molecule: messenger RNA, 792 nt
Organism: Aspergillus sclerotioniger CBS 115572
Lineage: Eukaryota; Fungi; Ascomycota; Eurotiomycetes; Eurotiales; Aspergillaceae
Exons: 2
Coding region: 1-792 (263 amino acids)
Source: RefSeq, a predicted model, not a curated record